AUGCACGCGUGCCCCAGCUGCAUGAGUGCGUGGAGUGUGCGCUCUGCCUCCGCCUCGGGCUCGGGGUACAACUACGACGUCGCCUCGCCCUCUGCAUUCGGCCUCGGCAGACGAUACGCCCACGCCGCUGCGAUGCCGGAGGAAGAAGCUGGUCCCUCCCGUCCGCACCGCGAUGCGGACUACAAGUUUCCCGAGAGGGGUGCGCGCGGGGGGCCGCCAGACCCAUUCGAGAUUCUCGGUCUGGAGCGUUCAGCGCUCCCAGGCGAGAUCAAGGCGAAGUCAGACUACAAGCUCGCCUUAAUCCUGCACCCGGACAGCUCGCACCCGGCCGCCUCGGCCGAGCACUUCGCAACGCUCAACAAGGCGUACAAGCUGCUCAGCGAUCCGGCACAGCGCCGCUCCUUCCUCCAGACAGGGUACGGGUGGGCGUCGAAGAGUGGCGGCGACGGCGUGUCGGCGUACGACCAGGCCUUCCACGAUGCGGUGCGGCACGCGAAGCAGGCCGGCGCGGCGGAAUGGCGCGGGCGCGGGUUCCGCGACGCCGAGGCUGGCUCGGGAGCGUGGACGUACGCGCGGUACGCCGAGUUUGCCCGCGCGUCCGAGGGCAUGGGGCAGGGCAUGGCGGGCGAGUGGGCCAAGAGCCACGGCUUCUACGACCACAGGCGGUACGGGGCCAACUGGCAGGCUGGGGCGAAUACGCACGGCGGCUGGCACCCCUACAUGGCAGACGGGAAUCCGGGGCAGGGCACAGGCGAGCCGAUCUACAUGUCGAACCUGCGCUUCUUUGCGCUCAUCGCCGCGUUCAGCGGCAUAUUCGCGUUCGCGCAGAUGUUCCGCGUCACCAAGUCUGCCGAGACACACAAGGAACUCCUCAAGGACAAACAUAUCCAGUCAGUAACCCCUGAAGACGGAAAGAGGAGGAAGAGGCUGACAAACAGUGCGUCCCAGGCGCUGGCUGAGGCGAGGGAGGAAGCGAAGAAGUUUGGACACCAGCGCAGGGAACAGAUCAAGCGCCGCGUGAAGGAGAGUAACGUCCUCAAGGAGAUUGACCAGAUGGAGGUCGGCGGAGACACCGGACAUCGCCGUAUCGCCCCGCCGUCCAACCCCGAGCCGCCGGCCACAGCGGCGCACUAG
Messenger RNA from Trichosporon asahii var. asahii CBS 2479, 1134 nucleotides. RefSeq lists its product as uncharacterized. Gene Ontology annotation, biological process: protein refolding. The record is from RefSeq and is a predicted model, not a curated record. The coding region runs from base 1 to 1134 and encodes 377 amino acids. Lineage: Eukaryota; Fungi; Basidiomycota; Tremellomycetes; Trichosporonales; Trichosporonaceae. Gene Ontology annotation, cellular component: cytoplasm. The transcript is spliced from 2 exons.